AUGAAAUCGCUGUCAACUCAGCGAGCCGGAUUCACUGCAUGUGUCUUCUCGGGAGGUGCCAUUCUUGUCUGCCUCGUUUAUGUUCCAUCUUUGGUCACCAAAAUCCAAAAUAUAAACGACCAACUGAAAGUUGACAGUGAGGAAUUCCGUGCGAUGGCUGAUUACACUUGGAAAGAGUUGAUCACAAUGAGAAGAGGAAAGCGUCAGGCAUACGGAGAUUCCCCAAAGAAAACAUAUCCAUUGCAUACUGCUUAUGUUAAGGAAGAUGCAUUUGUUGAGGGAGCAAGCACCUGCAGUUGUAAUCAAAACAAUGGAUGCCCGGCUGGACAACCUGGAACUCCUGGAAAACCGGGACUUGACGGUGAACCAGGUAAAUCUGGAGAACCAGGAGCACCUGGACUCGCUGGAAUUGCUCCACCAGUGACAAUUGACCCAACAAAAGGAUGCAGAGUGUGCCCGAAUGGACCACGUGGACCAACUGGACCACCAGGAGAAACUGGACCAUCUGGACCAGAAGGACCACCAGGAAAUCCAGGAAGAAUUGGAGAACAUGGACGUGAAGGGUAUCCAGGACAACAAGGAAUUCCAGGAGAACCAGGAAAACCAGGAAAACUUGGAGAAGUUGGACCAAAUGGACGUGAUGGAGUACGUGGACAAAAAGGACCACUCGGACCAAAAGGAGAUUCUGGACCACCAGGACAAAAGGGGCCAGCUGGAUAUCCAGGAAGAGAUGGACAACGAGGAAAUGAUGGAGAAAGUGGACCAGUUGGACCAGCUGGACAAUUGGGAAUGCCAGGAGAACCUGGACAAAUUGGAAUGGUUGGAGCACCAGGAGCACCUGGACAAGAUGCCAGUUAUUGUAAAUGUCCAGAAAGAAAUGCCGGAGUCAACAAAUUCGAGCCACCACCAGCAGAGCAGCCAGGUUACGAACCACAACCAUCAACUUCUUCUCAGCCGGCAACCUACGCUCCAGCUACUCCAGGACCAGAUGCUGCCGUUGAGGCACCACGUUCUCCAUAUCGUAAAUGGAAAUGGUUGCAGUAA
Caenorhabditis remanei is the source of this 1044-nucleotide messenger RNA. RefSeq lists its product as uncharacterized. Bases 1 to 1044 code for a protein of 347 amino acids. The record is from RefSeq and is a predicted model, not a curated record. The transcript has 3 exons. Lineage: Eukaryota; Metazoa; Nematoda; Chromadorea; Rhabditida; Rhabditidae. Gene Ontology annotation, molecular function: structural constituent of cuticle.